Phymastichus coffea is the source of this 661-nucleotide messenger RNA. Its product is annotated as larval cuticle protein A3A-like. Bases 32 to 661 code for a protein of 209 amino acids. Gene Ontology annotation, cellular component: extracellular matrix. The transcript is spliced from 3 exons. Lineage: Eukaryota; Metazoa; Arthropoda; Insecta; Hymenoptera; Eulophidae. The record is from RefSeq and is a predicted model, not a curated record.
AGUUGAUCACGCCGAUCUUCUGCUAACCGCAAUGGCUUUCAAGUUCGUCGUCUUAGCUGCCCUCGUGGCCUGCGCCCAAGGUGGAGCCCUUCUGCCAGCCCCCGCGGCGAUCGCCACUCCUUUCUUGGCUGCCCCCGUUGCCAGACAGGUCCUAACUAAGGUGUCGGACGCGGAGUUCGACCCCAACCCACAGUACAGCUACACCUACAAUGUGGCGGACUCGAUCACCGGCGACUUUAAACAUCAGGCCGAGACUCGCGAUGGUGACGUUGUCCGUGGCAGCUACUCCCUCCUCGAAUCUGACGGCACCAGGCGAGUGGUAGACUACGCCGCCGACGCUCUUAACGGUUUCAAUGCCGUUGUGCGCAAGGAACCAGCUGCAGUGGCCAUCCCAGCCCCAGCCGCCAUCUCCGCAGCCAUCCCCGCAGCUAUCCCGGCACCAACCCCCAUCGCUGUUAAGGCCGCUCUCCCAGCCUUCCCGGCACCCAUUGCCAGGUUCGCUGCUCCUCUGCCAGCUGCUCUGCCCGUGGCUGCCCCGGCUCUUCCCUACGCUGCUGCGGCUCCCCUGCCACUGGCUGCUGCCCCUGCCUUCCCGGCUUUCACCAGCUACGCCGCUCCGGGCAUCUUCCGCUCCGGACCCAUCAUCAAGUCUUUCUACUAA